ACCGCUGUUUAAGUGUUUUUCGAAUUGGUGAGUAAAUUUUACCUCUGUUACAUUUUUAAUGUUUGUGUAGGUAUAUAGAUAAUCUACAAGUUUUUAUUUUUAAAUCUGCAAAUACAUGCUACUAUUGUAAUAUAUUGGUAGAAUUGUAGUUUUAAAAUAUCGCUUAUUUUGUUAACUGGCUACCAUUUUUGUAAAAUAUUCUAGUCGGGGCUAGUUGGCCCAUAUUAGCUGGGGUUAGUUAGCCAUAUGGCGAACUAAACCCUGGUCUUUUAUUGUGCUUACAUACAAAACGAAAUCUUUUACUUUUUAGAAAAAAAAAUGAGAACAUACAAAAGGAAAAGUGAGAAGGGUAAAACCCCGUACGAUAUUAUGAAGCGAGCAGUGAAGGUUGUCCUUGAAGAAAAUUUUUCGGUCAGAAAAGCUGCAAAAAAUUUUGAGAUACCAAGAAAAACCUUAGAAAAAUAUUGCAAAAAAUUUAUGGCAGUUCAGGAACAAAAUGGAAAUUUGAUAAAUAUUCAAAUAGGUUACGCUAAAAGCCGACAGGUGUUUUCUACUGAACAGGAAGAACUUCCAAGAAACCCCCCAAAAUAUAAAAUCGAGAUUUGUUUGUACUGGAUGUCCCUUUAAUAGAAAUAUUUUUGGGGAGCAAGAUUUCUUACCUGCGUAGGUAUACAACCGAUGGGCCUCCAAAUACAGUGAUUGCACCAAAUUAGAUGAAUAAUAGCACAUUAGAAAUUAACUACCAAAUAGCCAAAUUAACUACUCAAAAAAAAAUAAACAAUCAUCUUGAAGAUAAGAAGAAUUUAUACACCAAUAAAAGAUGAGCUUGAGUUAGAGAAGCAGCAGAGAAAAAAGAAGAAGACAAAGCAAAGUAAAGCAGGUUUAACCCUUAAACGCCCAAGGGUGGGUAAAAAAUGUCCACCUAAUGCGUAUUCCCUUGUAACAUAUUUAUUACGUGUUUAAAUUUUUUUUAAAAAUUAUUUAUUGUUAAAAAGACAGCCCAUUAUCGAAUGUUAAUUUGGUUCUACCAAUAUUUUUGAAAAUAAAAGCAGCAUCUUGAGUUAAAUAUGGAUGGGCAUAAAAAGUACACCCUUGGCAAAACUUGUUACUAAAGGUUUCUAUAUAAUUUCUCGUUGGUAGGAAGAUAAUCCAUAUAAUUAUCGAUGUAUAAUUACAUAAUCUACAUAAUUAUCCCCCAAUGAGGAGGCUGAAAGAAAGAAUAUGGAGAAAAUCGACAAAUCUGAAUUACUGGC
Molecule: messenger RNA, 1253 nt
Organism: Diabrotica virgifera virgifera (western corn rootworm)
Lineage: Eukaryota; Metazoa; Arthropoda; Insecta; Coleoptera; Chrysomelidae
Exons: 2
Coding region: 319-627 (102 amino acids)
Molecular function (GO): DNA binding
Source: RefSeq, a predicted model, not a curated record